This is a messenger RNA of Miscanthus lutarioriparius, 987 nucleotides long. Lineage: Eukaryota; Viridiplantae; Streptophyta; Magnoliopsida; Poales; Poaceae. The record is from the annotation of a GenBank genome assembly.
AUGGAGGUUGAGGCCGAAGCCACCGCCGAGGUGCGGCACUGGACUGCGGAUGUCAACGGCAUUUCCCUCCACGUCGCCGAGCGCGGCCCCGCCGACGGGCCGGCGGUCCUCCUCAUCCACGGCUUCCCCGAGCUCUGGCUCUCCUGGCGCCACCAGAUGGCCGCGCUCGCUGCCCGCGGCUUCCGCGCGCUGGCCCCCGACCUCCGUGGUUACGGCGACUCGUCCGUGCCCACCGACCUCGCCGCCUACUCCAUCCUCCACAUCGUCGGCGACUUGGUCGCGCUCCUUGACCACCUCCAACUCACAAAGGUGUUCGUGGUUGGGCACGACUGGGGCGCGCAGGUGGCGUGGCACCUCUGCCUGUUCCGGCCGGACCGGGUGCGCGCCGCCGUUGUCCUGGGGAUUCCCUACUUUCCCCGCGGCCCUCGCCCGAUGACGGACUCAUUUGCCGCGCUCGGCGAUGGCUUUUACAUCAAUCAGUUCCAGGAGCCAGGAAGAGCUGAAAGGGCAUUUGCUCGCUAUGAUGUUGCGACAGUCCUAAAGAAGUUCUAUGCCAUGGAAAUCGAUGAGCUAAUUGCUCCUCCUGGCGUAGAGAUCAUAGACUUUCUUCAGGCACCUUCUUCGCCAAUUCCCUGGAUGACAGAGGAAGAACUGGGACAGUAUGCCGAGAAAUUUCAGAAGACUGGCUUCACAGGACCCCUCAACUACUAUCGCAUGCUUGUAACAAACUGGAGACUCACUGCACCUUGGAGUGGAUCGAAAAUCAUAGUGCCUGCAAAAUUCAUACUAAGCAAGAACGACGUUGGUCUGCAGUCCUUCGGAACUGAGAAGUACGUCAAGAGUGGUGGUUUAAAGGAGAAUGUUCCAGAUCUUGAGGUUUCAAUCAUUGAGGGACACCAUUUCAUCCAGCAAGAACAGGCCGAGAGAGUGAAUUCGGAAAUACUUUCCUUCCUUGACAAGUUUCCCAGCGAGGGAGGAUCAGCAUGA